AUGGUGUUCGGGCGGUCUGACGGCCGGCGCGAGCCGAGCCUCGACCAGCAUGGUCACAACUACGACGCCAACAUCCUCAGCCCCUACCGUCCCGGCCCAUCCGAUCAGAGCUACCUCACCGAUCCCACGCACCCCGACUACGACCCGAUGGUGGACCCCAACCUCCAGCUGCGGACCGUCCGAACGGCCGCCGCCUCGAUCGCAGAGUCGCACCGCUCCGAGCAGCGGCGGGACGAUCGGAGGCGGGCCAAGAAGAUGGGCAAGUCAAACAGCCUCUCUGGCAAGCUCUUCCGUGGGCGCACCCUCCGCAAGGAGAAAAAGGAGCCCUCGACGUUGGCCAACAUGGUCGCCGACGAGGUCGGCAAGCACAAGGGCUCCGGUGCGCUCGGCACCGGCGGCUACGGCGUCGGCGUGCCCUUUGACUCGGCGCAGCAGGACAAGACGCCCUACGCCGCCACGGCCGACGCGGAACGACGGGCGUGGGAGGAGGCCGAGCUCGAGGACGAGGAGCGGCGCUCCGACGGCGAGCUGUCGGCGCCGCAGCCGACGGGGCCGACGAUGAAGCGGGUCAAGCCAAAGAAGCGCCGCAACGUCUACGUCAACGUCCAGCCGCUCUCGUCGGAGCUCAAGAAGAACGGCGACCCGGCGGUCAAGUACCCGCGCAACAAGGUCCGCACGUCAAAGUACACCGUCAUCACCUUCCUGCCGCGCUUCCUCUUCGAGCAGUUCCGCCGGGUGGCCAACAUCUACUUCCUCGGCCUCGUCAUCCUCCAAGUCUUUCCCACGUUUGGCGCCACGAUCCCGCAGAUUGCCAUGCUGCCGCUCGUCGCCAUCCUCACCAUCACCGCCAUCAAGGAUUCGAUCGAAGACUACCGCAGGCACGUGCUCGACAACACGGUCAACAACUCGGCCGUCACGCGCCUCGGCAACUGGCGCAACCUCAACCAGGCCAAGGACUCGCGCGGCUUCUUCCAGCGCCUCUUUGGCCUCUCGGGCCGCGGCAACGCCAAAGUGUCCAAGGGCGUGCGAAAGCUGCGGGAAAAGGAGGACGCCAUCGGCAUGCGCGAGGUGUCUGGCUCGCGCCACGGCGCCGCCGCGCGCUACGGUGACGGCCCCGACGACGAUGACGAAGACGACUUUGGCGGCCGCGGCGGCCGCGGCGGCAACCGCAUCGGCCGCAGCGACAGCCUCAACAGCUCCAACGCGCUCCACACCAUUGUCAGCGAGAGCGAGCGCGACGACAUGAGCCUCCGCCACAGCGGCGGCGGCGGCAUCGGCGGAGCCAAUGGCCCACCGCACUCGGCGACGGCCGAAAGCUUCGGCCACGCGAGCAACGUCGAGGGCGUCGUCGACUACCGCAGGCACACGCCCGGCACGGCCAAGUGGGAGCGCACGCUGUGGAAGAAGCUCGAGGUGGGCGACAUUGUCAUGCUGCGCGAGGACGACCAGGUGCCCGCCGACAUUGUCAUCCUCAACUCGUCGGACCCGGACGGCAACGCCUACGUCGAGACCAAGAACCUCGACGGCGAGACCAACCUCAAGCCGCGCAAGUCGCUCAAGGCCACCAUGGGCAUCCAGUCCGAGGAGGACCUCGAGCACGCGCGGUUCGUCAUCGACAGCGAAGCGCCGCACGCCAACCUGUACAGCUACAACGGCCUGCUCAAGUACACGGCCCGGACCAACGGCAAGGAGGGCGGCGGCGGCGGCGGUGACGCCUACUCGGACGCCCACGAGUCGCUGCCGCCGGACAGCAGCGCCUACGCCGCCGCGCAGCACCAGGCGCGCCGAACCGAGCCCAUCAGCAUCAACGAGCUGCUGCUGCGCGGCUGCGCGCUCCGCAACACCGAGUGGGUCAUUGGCGUCGUCGUCUUUACCGGCGAGGACACCAAGAUUAUGCUCAACAGCGGCGAGACGCCGUCGAAGCGCUCCAAGAUCGAAAAGGAGACCAACUUCAACGUCAUCGUCAACUUCCUCAUCCUGGUGGUGCUGUGCGUCGUGUGCGCCGUCGUGGGCGGCCUGCGGCUGUACGAGGGCGGCGGCAGCCGCGACUACUACGAGCCGGGCGGCGAGGUGAGCGACAACACCAUCGUCAACGCGCUCAUCAUCCUCGGCUCCUGCCUCGUCGUCUUCCAGAACAUUGUGCCCAUCUCGCUCUACAUCUCGAUCGAGAUUGUCAAGACGAUCCAGGCGUUCUUCAUCUACCAGGACAUCGAGAUGUACUACGCGCCGCUGGACCACCCGUGCGUGCCCAAGACGUGGAACAUCUCCGACGAUCUGGGCCAGAUCGAGUACAUCUUUUCCGACAAGACGGGCACGCUGACGCAGAACGUCAUGGAGUUCAAAAAGUGCUCGAUCGACGGCGUGCCCUACGGCGAGGGCAUCACCGAGGCCAUGGUGGGCGCCAUGAAGCGCGAGGGCAAGGACGUGUCGGGCUUCAGCGCCGAGCGCCAGGAAGAGGAGCUGGCCCAGGCGCGCGACAAGAUGGUCCAGAUCAUGACGCGCGCGUUCAAGAACCGCUACCUCCGCCCGGACCGCGUCACGCUCAUCUCGCCCGACAUGGCCGAGGUGCUGGCGUCGAGCCACCAGAACCCGCAGCGCAAGAACGUCGUCACCUUCUUCCGCGCCCUCGCCCUCUGCCACACGGCGCUAGUCGACCGGCCCGACGGCAACGACCCCUACACGAUCGACUACAAGGCCGAGAGCCCGGACGAGGCGGCCCUCGUCAGCGCCGCGCGCGACGCCGGCGCCGUCUUUAUCGGCAAGAACCACACCAGCAUCGACAUCGAGGUCGUCGGCCAGCCGGAGCGCUACACGCCGCUCCAGGUGCUCGAGUUCAACUCGACGCGCAAGCGGAUGAGCGUCAUCGUGCGCGACCCCGAGGGCCGGCUGCUGAUGAUCACCAAGGGCGCCGACUCGAUCAUCUACCAGCGCCUGCGCAGCGACCACCCCGAGGAGCUCAAGCAGAAGACGCAGCGCGACCUCGAGGACUUCGCCAACGCCGGCCUCCGCACGCUGUGCAUCGCCUACCGCUACCUCGACGAGCGCGAGUACGUCGAGUGGGCGCGCCUCCACGAGGAGGCGGCGGCCAGCCUGACGGACCGCGAGGACGCCAUCGACGCCGUCAACGAGCAGAUCGAGGUGGACCUGACGCUGCUCGGCGCCACGGCGCUCGAGGACAAGCUCCAGGUCGGCGUGCCCGAGGCCAUCGCCACGCUCCACCAGGCCGGCAUAAAGCUCUGGAUCCUGACGGGCGACAAGCUGCAGACGGCCAUCGAGAUCGGCUUCAGCUGCAACCUGCUUUCGUCGGACAUGGAGAUCAUGAUCAUCUCGGCCGACCACGAGGCGGGCACGCGCGCCCAGAUCGAGGCCGCCUGCAACAAGAUCGCCGCCGCCGGCCGGCCCGUCGUCGUCGAGGAGGACGCCGGCCCGGGCAAGCGCAAGAAGAAGACGCGCCUCGACAUUGCGCCGACGGGCGACGCGCCCAAGGCCGGCUUCGCCGUCGUCAUCGACGGCGAGACGCUCCGCUACGCGCUCGACGACAAGCUCAAGCCCCUCUUCCUCGCCCUCACCACCCAGUGCGAGGCCGUCGUCUGCUGCCGCGUCUCGCCCGCCCAAAAGGCGCUCACCGUCAAGCUGGUCAAGGACGGCCGCAACGCCAUGACGCUCGCCAUCGGCGACGGCGCCAACGACGUCGCCAUGAUCCAGGAGGCCCACUGCGGCGUCGGCAUCGCCGGCCUCGAGGGCGCCCAGGCGUCGAUGAGCGCCGACUACGCCAUCGGCCAGUUCCGCUACCUCAACCGCCUCCUCCUCGUCCACGGCCAGCUCUGCUACCACCGCAUCGCCGACCUGCACAAGGUCUUCUUCUACAAAAACAUUAUCUGGACCUCGAUCAUGUUCUACUUCCAGAUCCACUGCGACUUUUCGGCGUCCUACGUGUUCGACUACACGUUUGUCCUGCUCUACAACCUCGUCUUCAGCUCGCUCUGCGUCAUCGUCAUUGGCGCCCUCGACCAGGUGGUCAACGUCGGCGCCCUCUCGCACUUCCCGCAGACCUACAAGCGCGGCGUCCAGGGCAAGGAGUACACCAAGUCGCUCUUUUACCUCUCGAUGCUCGACGCCGCCUACCAGGGCGCCGUCUGCUACUUUAUCCCCUGGUGGUUCUGGACCUACGCGCCCAUGGUCGGCGCAGACGGCCAGGACAUGUCGGCGAUCAACUUUUUCGGAACCUCGAUCGCCGCUGGCGCCGUCACCACCGCCAACCUCUACGCCGGCCUCAUUGCAAAGCACUGGACCGUCAUCUUCUGGAUCGUCGAGAUCGUCUCGCUGCUGAGCGUCUACGUCUGGAUCCUCGUCUACUCGGCGUUCCCGGUCUUUGCCUACCAGAAUGUGGGCUACUACGUGAUGCAGACGAUCAGCUUCUGGGCCGUCGUGCUGCUCAUCACGGUCGUCUCGCUGCUGCCGCGCUUCUUUGCGCGCGCCUGGCGGUCGUCGUUUAUGCCCAACGAGCUCGACGUGGUGCGCGAGGCGUGGGUCAAGGGCGGCCUCAAGGACCAGCUCGAGAUCCCGCACCGGAGCGAGAAGCGCAACCGCAAGGCGCAGCGCAACCGCGACCUCGAGCGCAACCAGGGCAAUCUCUUUUACGCUGCCAAGCAGUCGACGGAACGGCAGAAGAACACCCUCUACCCGGACAACGACGACGUAUCCGAGACGUCGGCCGACCCCUUCCCGACGGCCAACUACGAGCAGCACUACAACGACAACGGAGGCGGCCGCCCGCGCACGUCGUCGAGCCCGCCCAACCCGGGCGCGGAGCGCGAGGGCGCCAUCUCUGGGCUCUCGUACUAUACGCCCGAACAGCUGCCAGGUCGGGACACGCCGCAGCCUCUCGGCGAUUACGGCCAGCAGCAAAAGCAGCAGCAGCAGCAGCAGCAGCAGCAGCAGCAGCAGUAUUACCAGCGGCAGCAGCAGCAUUACGGGCAACAGGCGCAACCGGGACAGCAGCAGCAGUACGGCGGCAGCGGCUACGGCGCCGGCCAGCACUUCACGUCGCACCAGUCGUCGGCAAACCUCUCGACCGAGCCGAGGCCCGACGUGCCGAUGAUCAACGUGCAGAGGGCGUCUGGGUCGACGUACCACUACGAGCCGAGCAUCUCGAUGAGCAACUCCCACGAUCAGCUGGUGCAUUCGAGCCCAUCCCACGACGAGGUCCGGCCGCCCCAUCCUCGGCAAGAGGCUUCGGCCGACAGCUUCUCGCGCGCCUUCGACGAGGCAUUCGCCGACGAGUACAGUGCUUCGCCGUACCCCGCCGCCGCUGGCGGACCGCAGCAACAGCAGCAACGCCACCCGCCGCCGCCGCAGCAGCAGCAGCAGGCAUCGCCCGUAUCGCCAAACUACUCGUCGCGGUACCACGACCGCUUCAGGGCCGAGCCGGCGUCGCCGCCGGAUCGCCACGGCGAUGGCUUCGGCGGCUACUCUGAUCCGAACAGCGACUCGGCGCAGCAGGACGGCGCUCUGCCGCACCCCGACGUCGCACGCAGCCGCAUGCGCAUACCCCCUGUCACCCUGCUGCCGCUGCUGUGGCGACGGCGGCGACGAUGA
This is a messenger RNA of Pseudozyma flocculosa PF-1, 5598 nucleotides long. RefSeq lists its product as uncharacterized. Bases 1 to 5598 code for a protein of 1865 amino acids. Gene Ontology annotation, cellular component: plasma membrane. The transcript has 3 exons. The record is from RefSeq and is a predicted model, not a curated record. Gene Ontology annotation, molecular function: ATPase-coupled intramembrane lipid carrier activity; magnesium ion binding; ATP binding. NCBI's taxonomy places the organism in Eukaryota, Fungi, Basidiomycota, Ustilaginomycetes, Ustilaginales, Ustilaginaceae. Gene Ontology annotation, biological process: phospholipid translocation.